AUGAACGCCUCACGCCCAUCAGAAGCGGUCAAUCACCCAAACGGUGUAACGAAUGGCUCUCACACCGUAGCCACAAACGGAAUUGCCAAUGGGAUGAAAAGUUUUCCCACGUCAGGCUUGAGAUAUGGCAUGUUUUCCAACUGGAAGCCUCAUUCCAAGAAGAAGGACGACCGUGAGGAAGCGCUCGAAGUGAUUCGAAAUGGAUUGCCCAAGAUGACCAGAGUCAAGGCUGUUCUUGGGUUGGAUAUUGGUUUGGAAAGUGGGCCAAUCUACAUUGACACGCGAGAGGAGCCUCGGAUCCUGCAGAAAUUUGAUGGAGAGCCUGACUGCCGCGUGAAAAUCAAGCCUCGCUAUAUCAUUGCCUUCGCUCAGGGUCUGCUGGAGCCGCGAUUUGCUCUGUUCAAGGACGGCUUCUUCGAUGAAUCGACGCUACCAAAAGGCGAUAUCAAGGUUGCGGUCAAAUUCGCCGACGCCCUUUGCCCUGUGGAUCCAGUACACCCUGCUUCACCCAAGCCUGGAGCCAGGUUGCCUACUCCAACCGAAGAUAUCGAUCAGGUCAGGCGAGACCUGAAAGAGUUUGGCUACGGGUUGGUGAAAAACGCUUUGACCCGAGAUCAAGUCGAUGUUCUGGCGGAAGCCAUUCGUCAACAAGGAUGUGGGGAGGUGGAAGCCGGGGUUGCUGCGAGAGACGGGGGCCCAAACGGGCCCAAUCAAAGGAUCUGGACGUUGAUCAAUAAAGGACAGGAGUUUCUUGAUCUGCUAGAACAUCCCCUUAUUGAUGAAGUCAUUCCGGAAAACUUGGGCGAUCACUUCCUGGUCCACAGCUAUAGUGCGAAUAUUGCACGGCCAGGCAAUACGCCCAUGAUGUUGCAUACCGACCAGGUUGGCAUUCAACCGCCAGUCCGGAACGUGUACUUCGGCAUCAAUAUCAUGUGGUUCUUGACCGAUGUCACGGCAGAGAAUGGUGGAACGCGGGUAUUUCCAGGCAGUCACCUCGGUGCCAUUGCUCCAGAUGAUCCUUUCAAUAUAGACGGUACAGUAGCGGCAGAAGGGCCAGCAGGGACAGCACUCGUCUUCGAAAGUCGACUUUGGCACGCCACAGGUCCAAAUAGGAUGACGAGCGGGGAGCGGCCGGUGAUUCUGAUGUUCUUCAUGCGGUCGUUCAUCCGGCAACAGGAAAACAACUUCCUGUCAAUCAGGCCCGAAGUCGAGGCCACCAUGUCGGACCGUGUUCGGAGGAUGAUGGGAUGGUGUACAGAUGGGGCAUUUGGCGGCAUCGAGGGGGAGAUUAGGGAAGGUCAGUUUGUCAAGAAGAUCGCCAACCCGGUUGGACCUUUCAGGGACUCACACCGAUAUACACCAUUCCGAAUGGAUACGAGAGCAAAUGCUGCGAGUGGUGUGCGUACUGCCGAGCUUGUUGGAAACCGAGCCAUAUAG
Molecule: messenger RNA, 1437 nt
Organism: Fonsecaea erecta
Lineage: Eukaryota; Fungi; Ascomycota; Eurotiomycetes; Chaetothyriales; Herpotrichiellaceae
Exons: 2
Coding region: 1-1437 (478 amino acids)
Source: RefSeq, a predicted model, not a curated record